Acanthamoeba castellanii str. Neff is the source of this 1338-nucleotide messenger RNA. Its product is annotated as leucine rich repeat domain containing protein. The record is from RefSeq and is a predicted model, not a curated record. The coding region runs from base 1 to 1338 and encodes 445 amino acids. The transcript is spliced from 6 exons. NCBI's taxonomy places the organism in Eukaryota, Discosea, Longamoebia, Acanthamoebidae.
AUGGAGUCUGUGCGGAUGUGGCGGGGGCGGGAGAGGGCGUGUGUGCGGGAGACCCGGCAGGAGGAGUGGUACCAGGCGCAGGGACAGCAGCAUCGGGCAGGGGUGGGCGGGCGCGGCCUGCAGGAGCAGUGCGUGGAGGUGGUCAAGCGUGACGUCACCCGGCACCUGGCCCUUCUGCCCGACCUGCCGGCCGAAGUGCGCGAGCGGCUGCUGGCCGCCUUCAUCCAGGGGCGCCUCCUCGACGCCCGGCUCCUCCAGCUCUGCAUACAAAACGGACUGUACAGUCUGGACUUGACCAAGGCGACACGCUUCGGCAUGGCUUCGGUCGCUGCCGUGCUUCAAUAUUGUCCGCAGAUCCACACGCUCAACCUCACGGACUGCCUCUACAUCGGCACGGACGAGACGGUCCGCCUGGUGCGCGGCCUGCCCAACCUGCGUACCCUGAUCCUCGACGGACUCGAGGUCGAGACGCAGGACCUCGCCGCCAUCCUGUGCGGCCUCACCACCGAGCUCAGAAGCCUGAGCCUGCGGGACUGCACGGUGGUCGGGACCCGCAGAUACGAAGGGGCCGACCCGUUCGCCGGCCUGCAGCGGCUCUCCCACCUGGCGGGCCUGUGGCUCUCCAACCUGUCGACCGCGCGCGACUACGGUGAGCUGACCUACAGCUACAAACUGCCCGCCCAGACCGUCGACCGGUUCCUCGACGCCGCGGCCAGCUCCCUGCGCUGCCUGGACCUCUCAAGGACGAACGUCGAAUACGCCCCCGACCUCAAAGAGCUCGACUACUCCAAAGCCACUGGACUGGAGGCCCUGUAUUUGGCCGGCACAAGGUUGGGGAGCGGGUUCAAGUCGACCACGCUGGCCACCAUCGGCCGCAACUUGCACCACCUUUCGCUCGCCAGUUGUGGCGUCACGACCACCUCUUGGCUGGCGGACGAGUACCUCCGCGAUUUGAUCUCGUUGGUGCCCCAUCUCGUCCAUCUAGACCUGGGGUAUUCUGCCGACAUGUCCAACGCGACUCUGCGACACAUCGGUCAGUGUUGCUCGAACCUCCGCUUCCUCAACAUCCGCCACUGCCGCGGCCACCUCGAACCCUCUGCCUUCUUCCUCGGGGAGGAGUGCGUGUUCGCGGUGCUGGAGGAGUUGGACAUCUUCGGGUGCCUGCAGUUGUCGCACCGGCUGGAGCUCAUCAACUACCAACACGACCGCUUGCCCAGCCCGUGGAUGGCCGCCCUCCCCUCGCUGGAGCGGCUGUGCGUCGCCUGGAGCGCGGACGAGCUGGCCGACGCCCUCGACCAGAACCCCGCCCUCCGGCGUCUCGCCAUCCGACUGCUGUGA